AUGGCCAAAGUUACCAAGGAACUUUCCAAGGCGCUUUCCAAGGUCCCUAUCAAGGUUCUUUCCAAGGAACUUACCGAGUCUCUUACCAAAGUCCUUACCAAAGUUCCUACCAAAAUCCUUACCUGGGCUCCUCCCAAGGAUCUUAUCAGGGUUCUUAUCAAGGUCAAGGAUCUUACCAGGGUUCUUAUCAAGGUCCUAGCCAAGGAUACGGUGGUACAUAUGAUUCUGGAUGCGGUUGCAUCAGAUAUGAAAGGGUCCCAGUACCAGUUCCAGUACCGGCAGUUCCAGUUAUGCCGGUACCAGCAUCAGGCAUUAGACGGUUUCUCAUGGCACAACGACGAUUAG
Molecule: messenger RNA, 345 nt
Organism: Haemonchus placei
Lineage: Eukaryota; Metazoa; Nematoda; Chromadorea; Rhabditida; Trichostrongylidae
Source: the annotation of a GenBank genome assembly